Molecule: messenger RNA, 1720 nt
Organism: Drosophila willistoni
Lineage: Eukaryota; Metazoa; Arthropoda; Insecta; Diptera; Drosophilidae
Product: LIM homeobox transcription factor 1-beta
Exons: 6
Coding region: 1-1707 (568 amino acids)
Biological process (GO): neuron differentiation; regulation of transcription by RNA polymerase II
Cellular component (GO): nucleus
Molecular function (GO): RNA polymerase II transcription regulatory region sequence-specific DNA binding; DNA-binding transcription factor activity, RNA polymerase II-specific
Source: RefSeq, a predicted model, not a curated record
AUGAUCGAUGAGCAUCAUCCAAUGCAGAUUGGCAUGUUUCCAAUGGACAUGAAAUGUCAACAACAACAACAUCAACAGCAGCAGCAGCAGCAGCACCAACAACAACAACAUCCGCAAAAUGGGAGCCUCAAUCAACUGCUGCUGUUGAACGGAAAUGAGCGCAUGUUAACAACACCCACACCAACAGCAGCAACAGUAACGGAUAUAACAACGGUAGCAACAGCAGCAACAACAACAACGGCAGUGGCAGCGGCAACGGCAACAGGCAACAAGCCUGGGGCUAGCCACAAUGACAAAAUGGCGUCAAUCAGCCGAAAUGUCAACGGAAGUUGCAACAACCUCAAUAGCAACACCAACAGCAAUACCAAAACCCAUGCACAUCAGCAGCAUCAGCAGCAGCAACAUUCAAUGCCCAUGACAAUGCCUGGACAAGGACCAGGUCCACCAUCAGCCCCCAACCAUACUCAACUCUGCAGUCGUAUCACUCUGGGUGAAUGCAGUCUCAAUGGUAUGAGCAAUUUUACAGCACCAGCACCUCCAUUGGCAACAACAAACAGCACACCGCAAGCGCCUCAAAUACUCCAACAGCACACGGCAAUGGCCAUGGGUGCCGGUGUGGGUGUGAGUGUGGGUGUGGGUGGUGUGGGAGCACCGCUUAACCAGUGCUCUUACUGCUGUCAGCCAAUUUGUGAUCGCUACAUCAUGAGGGUGGUGGACAAUUCAUUUCACGAGAGUUGCCUCAAAUGCACAGCAUGUUCCCUACAUUUGGUACACUCCUGCUAUGCAAAGGAUGGCAAACUCUUUUGCCGCAUCGACUAUGAGAGACUCUAUAUACGCAAUCGUUGCCUUGGCUGCGGCCAUAAAAUUGCACACGAUGAGCUUGUGAUGCGAUGUCAUGAGAAUGUAUUCCAUUUGAAGUGCUUUGCCUGUGUGGUAUGCGGAUCAUUACUAAAAAAGGGCGAACAAUAUGUGGUUAAACAGGGACAACUGUUCUGUCGUUUCGAUUAUGAGAAGGAAGUUGAAAUGCUUCAAGGAUAUGACUUCUAUAGCGAUGAUAUAUUUCCGCCCAAAAUGGAUGGCAGACGUGGUCCAAAGCGUCCCAGAACUAUAUUGAAUACCCAACAGAGGCGGGCCUUUAAAGCCUCCUUUGAGGUGUCACCCAAACCUUGUCGCAAAGUGAGAGAGAAUUUGGCCAAAGAGACUGGUUUAAGCUUAAGGAUCGUGCAGGUUUGGUUUCAAAAUCAACGUGCCAAGGUUAAGAAAAUCCAAAAGAAGGCCAAACAAGAGCCACCAUCUAAGGGUGCCAGCGACUCGCAAGAUUCACAAGAGUCCCAGGACAGCAGUCUGGCCACAAAGAUCAAAGAUGAGGCUCACAGUGACAGUGAAUCGCCCAUGGAAUCAUCGCCAUAUUCAGCCACUUCCGAUGGUUUGGCUCGACUCCGUUGCACAAUUAAGGAUGAACAGGAGCAAGUGCCCUUCAACUGCAUGGAAACUAAUAAAGAGAACUGCAAUAAAAACAACGAGCCCAUUUUGAAUACCAUAUUGGGUUUAAGCUAUGCCACAUUUCAACAACUCAUGGGUCCUUUCACCCAAACGCCAAUGAUUAAUCCAAUCGAUCGGCUAUAUAGCAUGCAAAGCUCUUACUUCCGACCCGAGGAGCUGGGAGCCUAUGGCGAAUGCGGUGGCGGCAAGGAGCCAAUGGACUAAAGUCCUAACUAGA